CCUCGUCGUCGGCCGACCGAGUGAAACGGAUCGCGGCGAAACCUUCGGGUCGAAAAUAUUUCGCCGUGAAAACGCUUUUUGGCCGUCGCGCGCUUUUCGGUGCGUUCCGCGCGCGGCGGGCACACUUCGCAGACCACGCACGGACCGUGUAUAAUAUUAUAAGCUUCGUUGUCGCCGCCGCCGCCGCCGCCGCCACAUACGGUUGGCAGUCGUGCGAACGGUUAGGCGGAUGCGCGCGUGUCCCUUCCUCCCGUCGCGGGACGCCCGAGCGCCGGUCGCCUCUCCGCUCCGCGAUCCCAACUUCUCCCGUUUCGUGCGGCAUUCGUUAUCGCGUCGCUUUCCGCGGAGUGUCUUCGUCGUGGUCGUCGCGGUGUCCACUUGAUGAGAGCACGCGUUCGGAAACGAAAAAAAAUACGAAAUGUGUUCGACACGCGCGUUUUCGUCGUGACGACGAUCGCCGGAAACGACGGUCGAACGAUAACCACAACAGUUGCAGUCGAAAACCUUGCGUGCGCAAAUUCUCGUAUACACGUUAAUCGCGCCCCAUCGGUACAACAUAAAUACACGUAUUCGGGUAUAGGUUUUUAAUAUAUACCGUACCGUUUGCCGUUUACGCAAACGCGGACGCCGCGAUACGAAAAUAAAUACGCCGCCGCCGCCGCCGUCGCCGAGUAGUAGUAGUACUAAUACCUCCGUAUACCUAGACCACGCGCGCGGUCCGGCACUUGUCCAGUGAAAGUUUAUACUUUUUUUUUUUUUUUCGUUUUUCGUUCCAUUACCGCAGUGCACGCCAGUGUGUGUCGUCCGUUCAUGCCGCGCACCGUAACAUAGUCUUCGUACCGCAACAGUUGACACUCGACCGCCGCCGUCGACAAAGAGGGUGCGGAUCGUACAACAUUGCCGGGUCACCGGAUCGUGAGCAAGUGCUGCCGCUGCGCCUAUCGCUCGCGACAUGAUGCGGGUGCGGAAAAAGUUGUGCCGCGCCGCGGGCUGCGGGUGACGGAUGCGCGGCAGCACCGAGUACCAGCACAAUCGACGUCGACCGUCAGCGAGCGGUGACAACACGAGGGCAACGGCCGCGAUCCGUUGGCCGCGGGCGACGACCACCGCUGGUGCACGGCCAUCAUCAUCGCUACGGGUCCGGUGCUGUUCUGAUCGUUCGGUGUUGGUGGCGGUGCGUUGGCGCGACAGGCAGCACCGCGCGUACGACCACGGCCGGCUGCAAACUGACCGGCUGCGGCUGUUGUUACCUACCGGCGAUCUGUUGUCUGGCCGCCGUGAUCACGUCGCUGUCGCUGAUGCGCUCCCGCGCGGCCGCGUUCGCCGACGUGAACGUGACCGUCGACCACGUCCAGCAGCAGCAGCAUACCGCCGCCACCGCCGUCAUAGGCCAUGAUGUCCGCAUGGUCCACCGUGACCAAGCGGUCGAAGCGGCCGCCGUGGACGACGGGAACGCGACCACCGCUGCCGUAGACACGUUGUUCCACCGGUCCCUUCCAUCGCCCCUGGCGACCGCUGGCCAUCAGCCGCCGCCUCCCUCGCCUAAUCGGACCGACCAGGCCGUCGACAGCGAUCGAGUCCAUCAUCAACCCCAGUCACUUGGAACGGUGAUGGUACUGAUGGUGGUGACGGUGGUCGUGCUGGGUACCGUCGGGCUGCUCACCUGCGUGCUGCACCAUUACAACCAACAAUACAAUCCGGCCGUGCCGUGUCUGCCGUCGGCCACGUCCGGGCCGCAGCACCACAGGCUCUCCACGCCGCAGCCGCCGCUGCCGCCGCCGUCGUUGACCAAGAAGAAAAAACCGCGGCCGUCGCCGUCGCCGCCGACGACGACGACGACCAGCACCAACUCGACGACGAUCGUAGCGCCGUCGAACGGAAGCAGCAGCAGCUUUUGCGGCACCACUACGUGCUCGCGAACCGCCAUGCUGACAAUGCGAAGCAACAACGGGCUGACUCGGGAACACGACCGACAAGUCCGGUUGCACUCGGUGCGCACCGACCUGGAGCUGGAUCUGCCGCCGCGGAUCCACUUGCCGGACGGCGAGGAGUACCCGUACGGAAGCAUGGCCAAGUUGCAUCUGCGAAACUCCGAACAAGAACAGGAGAUAUACCAGAAGUGCAUCAGGGGACCGCCAAACCGGACCAUAUGGCCGUCGGCCGCGGACUGCGGAAAACUGUCGCAGCCCCUUAGGUCCAGUUCCGCGUCGGGAUUCACGUCGCUGUCCACGUCCUCGACCGAAGUGGACUCGGUCACCAGAUGCAACAGUGUGUUCUCCAGGUGUUCGCCUAGAACCGGGUUCCCGCCAGUGGACAACAUUCAAAGUUUGUCGAGUCUGACCAUGGUACCAUGUUUGAGCCACGUAGACAAACAGACGCUGAGCCAAUAGUGAAAGUCUCCCCGUUCAUGCCUACACGAAUAAAUUAUACGUAUACACAGUCAUAUCUAUAUGCCUGUGUUUAAGUACACGAGCCGGUGCUGCGAUUGUCGAGACGGAUGAAAAAACGCAUUUUUUUUUUAUAUAUAUUUAUUAAUGUAUCUAAUAUAUCCAUGUGUAUAUGUGUGUGUGUGUAGUCAUAUGUACGCACUCAAAAGCACGUAAACAAAUAUACACGCGUACACACAAACACACACACACACACACAAACACACAUAUUAUAAACAUGAUUUAACAACAAAAUUGUGUUUGUAAUCGACGGAAAAGAGAUAAUGAAUUCUCUCGCACGCUCGUCACUACCACCGGACGCGGUCGAAGAGACAUAAAUUGUCAUAUACCAGCUAAUCUGCAGUGCGUCUGAUAAUACGUCAUUGGAAUCCGUAUUAUUUAUACGUGCAUUUGUUUAUUAUGAUAUCGAUGUGACGGGAAAAAAAAUUGAAUGUACGUGUGUAAAAAGUUUGUAAUGUAAUUGCAUUUUUUUCUUUUUUAUAGUGAUAUAGUUAAUUUGAACCUUUUUUUUCUUAUUUUUAUUGUAAUUUAUUGUACGAUACAUAUGGGUACAUGCAAUUUUUUUUUGUUCUUUUGUAUUAUGUAUGAUAACAUUUCGUCGACAACGCGAGGCUGUUUUGUCGGCAAACGCAAACAAUACGUACACGUAUACACCGACGUAUACUCGUAUUAUGCUGGCGACUCGGUUUUCGAACGGUCGAGAGACCGCACGGUGUUGUUUUCGAUAUAUCUUAUAUCUAUCAUGUGUCCGCGUACUAUUCUGUAUAAAAUUAUGUAUUUAGUAAGUAUAAUGUGAAACAAUGUAAUACUGUUAUUGCGCGGUAGGUGUCAGCCGCGGCAAUCGGGUUUCCUCUUAUUUUAUAUGCAGUAUUCGCGUAAUAACAAUAAACGUCCAAUAGCGUGAAAAUAAUAAUAAUUAUCGAAAUACGUAAAACAGAAUGUAUUACUUCGCUUUGUGUUGAUGCAGAAGUCGUACCGAUGUGUUUGAAGGUGAAUUUAAUAUUAAAACGAUUGUGCUGUGCUUUUUAUAGACAAUGAACACGGGAGAAAACGUUAUUCGAAGGUUUUCUUUUCAAUUUUUUUUUCCACUACUUGAAAAUUACGUUUCCGUCGAAUGAAUAUUCUUUCUUGUUUUUUUUUUCCAAACGAUUUGGGCAACAAUUUUCUCUGCACUUAUGGAUAGUUGAUGCUGCUGCUGCUGCUGUUUACUAAGUUUUCAACGAAUUUUCGUUUGCGGUGGCGGCAGUCGUAUAUAUUCGUAAGGGCUGUUUUCAGAUAAAUCGUCAUUGUUGUUGUUAUUAUCAUCAUUAUUAUUAUUAGUAAUAAUUUUUAUAUAUUAAUAUUAAUUAUAAACGUAUAAAUAAAUACAAUAUCGCGUAUUAUCCAAUCUAGUGACUAUAAUUUAUACAUAUUACGUUGGUUGGAUAAAUCCUUUUUAUAAGAACGUUCAUUAAUGAAAUCGAUGUACCUAUACAAUAUAGUCAAAUGAAAAAUAUCUAUCAAUAUAUAUACAUAUAUUAUUUAUAUAAUAAAUAAUAAUCGUAAUCGCACAUUUUCAAUAGGAGUUUUCUUAUUUAUUUUAAUAAUAAAAAUGCGCUGACGUGAUAAUUAGUUUCGGUUUUGUGUGUAUUAAUGAAUUCUCCGAAACAAGCGCUGUCGCUUUUUAUUUUUAACGGACUCUUGAAAAAAAGAUGGGUAAUGAAUUAUUAUUAUAAUUACUAUAUUAUUAUUAUAAAUUAAAUAGUUUCUAGUCAUUCGUUAAAUUUAUUUAGCAAAUUGUUUUGUUUUUUCUAUAGACCAAAAUUACGUUAAAAAAUCAACAAGUUGUUGGCCUGUAAUUAUUGUGUUGAAUUUGUUUGCUAUCAAAUUGUUGAGCGUAAUUGAAACGACUGAUCCGUAUAAUGUUGUUGUAUAAUCAGUCGGUGUACUAGUUUUGUCAAUGGUGAUAUUAUAGAAAUAAAUUUAAACAAAAUUCAUUUUUUUAUAAUCGUGAAAAUGCUAAAACAUCGUCCAGAGAGAGAGAAUAGACACAGAUAGUGUGAGUUAGUGUAAAUGUGCUAGAACGAAAGAAUGGAUGAGAGUAUAAAGAGAUUAGUUAGAGUGUGCGUAAGGGAGAGAGAGAAAAGAAA
Molecule: messenger RNA, 4576 nt
Organism: Sipha flava (yellow sugarcane aphid)
Lineage: Eukaryota; Metazoa; Arthropoda; Insecta; Hemiptera; Aphididae
Exons: 6
Coding region: 1299-2390 (363 amino acids)
Biological process (GO): negative regulation of transforming growth factor beta receptor signaling pathway
Cellular component (GO): Golgi membrane; early endosome membrane
Molecular function (GO): R-SMAD binding
Source: RefSeq, a predicted model, not a curated record